CGUAUAAAUAACGCGAGUUCUUCCGUUACAAACAUUAUCGAGUUUGUACACAAACAGCAAACAUGUACAAGGCUGUGCUUUUGGUCUGCGCUCUGGGGCUCACGAUCCAGUCCAUUGCUGGAGCUUGCAUUGGAGCUGGAUUAGGUGUCGGACCCUUCGGUGUUGCUGGUCCUCUUGGUCUAGCUGAACCUUUUGGUCUCGGCGGACCUUUGGGUCUUGCUGGUCCCCUAGGUCUCGCUGAACCUUUUGGUCUCGCUGAGCCCUGUGGUCCAGGUCUAUUAGGUGCUCCUUACGGAGCAUACGGUGCUUACGGUCUCGGCUACGGCAUCGGCAACUACGCUGGACCUUUCCGUGCUGGUUAUGGAUUCAACACUCUCAUCUAAUCUAUAGGCUUUUCUUGAUUUUAAAUUACCGUCAUUCAUUAUCACUGUCGGCUCAUACUUUCAACUUUAAAUAUACUUUUCAAAGAAAAUUACGAUGAAUAUUACAAUAUCAAACAAUACAAGAACAUAUAUGUAUUUAUCUUCCAUAAUAAAAUAUUUAUGAUA
Molecule: messenger RNA, 548 nt
Organism: Vanessa atalanta (red admiral)
Lineage: Eukaryota; Metazoa; Arthropoda; Insecta; Lepidoptera; Nymphalidae
Product: heavy metal-associated isoprenylated plant protein 34-like
Exons: 2
Coding region: 63-383 (106 amino acids)
Source: RefSeq, a predicted model, not a curated record